AUGAAGUACGACGUUUCGAAGGUGCGGGCGGUGGAGGCUGAACUCCUCGCCUUCUUCAGCCCCUCACGGCGGUAUGUUGAUCUUUCCCUCCCCAUGCUGCAGGUGCAAUCCGCCGUGGAUGCCUGCGCGGUUAUCCGGCCGAUGCUCUUUCCAUCAUCCCCCCAUCCUGAAAUCCCCCUGAAUGGUGCAAAACCGAUGCAACAAGCGGAAAAGAAGGCACCACGUUCGAUUUUGGAGAACACGGGCGUCUACCAUACCACGAUGGAUCUCCAAAACGCCCUUCGCUAUCACCCGGCGUGCAGGGAUAUGCUGCGCUACCGCGUGUUAAAUUCUCGCUACACGAAUAGCAUCGAUAAGCACUUCAAGGAAACUGGCAGCCGCGAGCACGGCUUCUCGACGAUUCAACGGGAGGUCGAGGCGGUGUGGGAAAACGCCCGCGCGGCGUACGAUUCGCUUCUGAAACUCCAGAAAGCCCCCUCUGCGGGCAAUCCAAUCAAGGAGGAUGAUUUAUCCGCUUUAGUAUCUUCAUCCUCGUCUUCUUUAAGGAUGCCAUGUGCGGCGGCGCUGCCGGAUCGGGUGGUUUUCGUUAUCCUGCAUAGCGGCAGUCAACACGCGUUGCCGGUGGGGGAGCCGAUGCGGGAAUUUUGCGAACGUCUCCGCUUCCUCGUGGAUGAGGGGCCGUGGGGGGCGAAAAUACUUCGCGUGGUGCCCGUGCGCAUCGGACUUCAGGACUUUGAGUUAAAGGGCCCCCCAAAUCCCCACGAUGGCCACACACCCGCUGAAACAACCGAGGAAACGAAUUACCCAGAGACUUGCGUGGGGUGGGAUCGCGCGGGGGAAGAGGAGGAGGGGGCGUGUGGCAUCUUUUCCUCCUCGCUUCAUUUUCCGCAUGGCGGAUUGUUCACCCUCCACGGCGUUCUCCAACGACUUCGCGCGCUGCCCUCUCUUUGCAUCCCUUCGUCGUCUCCCUCUUCCUCGAUCUCAACCGGAGAGAAUGGCGUUCUUAAACGACGCGUUUUGGUGCUUUCGGAUGCCUGGCUGCAGCCUCGCCUGACGGCCGCGAUGCACGGCGCCGCGAUCGAUCCAGAGAGGGAUUGGUUAGAGCGAAAGGGCCUUACAGACGGCGUGAGGGUGGCCCGCAAAAAGACAGGAAAAGCUCACAGAAAGUCCCCCAGAGAACGUCGAAGGCGUUUUGGAAGGGGUGAGCAUGUCGUGAAUGUGUUCCCUGCCGUUAUGAGUGAGGGCUUGACCGCAAAGGAGAUCGAUGCGUUUGCGCGGUAUGCUCUGGUGCAUUACAUUUUAAGUUAG
Phytomonas sp. EM1 is the source of this 1308-nucleotide messenger RNA. Lineage: Eukaryota; Euglenozoa; Kinetoplastea; Trypanosomatida; Trypanosomatidae. The record is from the annotation of a GenBank genome assembly.